AGCUCUAAUGUGAGAAAUGAAGCUGAGAUUGACCUACGUUUCCUUUUUGAGAUGAGAGGAUGAAACAUUUAGGUCAAAUCUCGUCCAAGCUAGGUCCUAAAGGUUCACAGUCUGCAGUUAGCAACAAUAAUGAAGCAUCUUCCCUUUUCAAGGUCCAGAAGACCAUCAGAUACGGACUACCGUUCGAGCCGACCACCCUGGCAUACGACCCCAUACAGAAGGUUAUAGCGGUGGGAAGCAAGAGCGGGGAUAUCAGACUGUAUGGUAAGCCGGGAGUUGAGACGUACGUGUGCCAUGAAGAAGGCAGAGCUAUCAAACAUCUCUUUUUCUCUGUCAAUGAGGGCGCCCUGGUUAGUGUCACGGUGGACGAUUGUUUACAUCUUUGGAAUCUAAGACAGCGGGCCCCUCAGGUCGUGCAAAGUCUUCUUUUUAAACGUGAGAGUCUGUGUGUCUGCAAACUACCGCUGUUCACCAAAUGGAUCUACUUGGGGACCGAGAAAGGGAACAUCUUUGUUGUGAAUCUAGAGACAUUUGACCUGUCCGGAUACCAAAUAAUGUGGAAUCAGACGAUACCUAAAUCUCAAAAGGUGCAUCCUGGUCCUGUAACAGCUCUAGAGGAGCACCCUGUCGACCCUUCCAAGCUUCUUAUCGGUUACGAGAACGGGAGGCUAGUAAUAUGGGAUCUGAAGAGUAAGGAGGUAAUAAAGAGCUACUGUUCUGACAGACCACUCUCUUGUGUCUACUGGAUGAGUGACGUCAAACAGUUCAUUUCAGGGCACAUAGAAGGGUCACUAGCGAUCUGGAACUUCAACACCACUAGAGUCGAGGAGAAACCAGUUAAAUCAUUCAAACCCCACGAGUUCCACAAGGAGGCGUCCUCACCUCAACCUUGUAAUCUUAUCACUAAAGUUAUGUGGCUGUCAACUAAAACCGAUCCUGUUUUGAUAUUCAACGGGGGUGUUCCGGGUCCCAACUCGUCACACUAUAUCACCAUAUUCCACGGUCGCAAGCGAGAAUCCUUCAACCUGGAGAAACCUAUAGUUGACUUCGCGGUGGUGUGCGCGUCUCCCUACGCCAAAGACAUCCAGGACCCCAGUGUGGUGUUUGUGCUGCUUUGUGAUGACAUCAUUGCUAUCGAUCUUACCUCUCAUAACUUCACACAGUACCCUGCUCCUUAUGGGGUAACAGUUGGGAUCUCUCCCGUGACCCACCUGUCCAACUACCCCUCCUGUCCCACCUCCCUCCUAGAGGACCUGCAGCUCUGUCACCAACAGUCUCCCAUGAAGUACUGGCCUAUUGAUGGUGGGGAGUUGGGACGGCCCGUGGAGAACAACUACGAUUUGAGCGUGACUGGUCAUAAAGAUGGGAGUUUGCAGUUCUGGGAUGUAUCAGGAGUUACAUUACAACACCUGCAUACGCUUCAAACUCGGCAGUUUUUCGAUGGUAAGCAGACAACUGAAUCAGGGGAGAGCCUUGUCAGUGUGACUCAUGUGAACCUUUGUCUGAGUGGGCGGACCCUCGUUAUUGCUUACGCUUCAUCACAGAUACUCAUUCUCAGUUGGAACAACACGGAGGUGCUUCAAUCCUUAUCAGUCAUCCCGGUAUUGUUGGCUCAGCCUGAUUACGCGGCGUUUGAGUUUGACAGUAUGGAGGAAGAAAACACGUCCCCCGGAGACAGUCCUAAAACCCCCGGUGUAACGGAACAGUCGGAGGAACAAAAGCGGGCCUCCCAUCUGCUCAGCAAGUUUGGAAUCGAAAUGCCCAACUCUGGACCUUCAAACGCUGAUGACGGUAAAACGGAGCCCAUGUUAGGAGUGAUCACCGGGGAUAUAAAGCAGUACCCGGGUUUCCAGACUGUUUUGGGAGUUCAGUGCAUAUCCCACGCUAACGAAACACCCGGACAAAUCACUUGUGUCGAAUUGUCCUCAGCUUGGGGGUUAGUCGCGUUUGGGAGUUCCCUGGGAGUAGUCAUUGUGGAUUACAUACAGAAAUGUUUGUUGUGGUCGGCCAGUAAUUCUGAUCUUCUCAACAUUUGCUACCCGAACAUGAAAAUCCCGCUGAGUUACAAGGCGUCGAACAGCAAAAGCAAAAAGUUCAAAGUCACAAAGCUUGGGUCAUUCAACAACGCUGAGGAGGAGAACUUACGAUCGAGGAAGGGGACCCAGCGCGGAAAAAUGUUGAGUAUCAUACGACGGGACAAGGCGGCAGAGUCCCCAACCAGUCUCAACUCUCACAAGAAAGCCAGGAAACAAGGCAGUGGUGGCAGCAUUGACAGUCCCAACUCCCCCAGCUCCAUCGCAAGUGACACUGACGUGGCAGGAGGGCCAGAGAACUACAUCGAGAGUUUCCUGGUCCAGAGAGUGUGUUUUGUGGAGAGCUUCACGGACAAGGACAUCGCAGGGAACCUCACCGCACCCCGCCGUAAUCCAACCCUCUGGAUUGGUAGUUACAGCGGGGCACUGCUCUCCCAAACCAUCAAUAUACCCCCCGGAGAACACAGAACUAAAAUACCAUGCCAGGUAGGAUCAGGAGGAAGUCCUGCUUUCCUCAAGAGCCCCAUCAUUAAUAUCAGCGCUCUUGAUAACGAGGGGAACCCUGUGUCUCCUCCGGCCGCCAUAUGGCACGACGAAACAAGGAAGAAAAAGGGGAAGGUGAAAAGAAAGGAGAGAGAUGUUCUGAUGAACGAAAGUGAUCUCCAGAGCAACGACUACCUCGUAGUGGCAGCGGAGAAGAGCAUCCUCAUAUUGAAGCUACCUUCUCAGAACAGCUACGCUCGACAGAAAGUAUUCGACAACACUUACUACCUGAAAAGUCAGGUAUUGACCCUGGAAGGGUGGGGGAUAUGCAUGGCGUGUGUUUCUAUCAUGGGAUAUCUCUCCUUCUACACCCUCCCCCAGCUCAAACCUCUGGUCAACGUACCCUGGUUCGACGCUAAGGACUCUAGGAGUCUCCGAACCUUUACAUCCUCCUCAAAUGGGCACUCCAUGUACAUGUGUUCACCCACAGAGCUACAAGCCAUGUCUCUGAUUAACAGGAACCAUCUCAUGCUCCCGGAGUCUCUGUCCAUGGUAUUCACUAUGAGGGAACCUCCGGAACCACCCCGCAAAGGGUUCCUCAACAUGAUCCUGAAGAGGAACUCCGUGGACAGGUCUGAGUUGUUCGGAACGAACAGCGGGCCCAUCUCACCAGGCCUGACGGAGAAGAUAUUGAGAAGAUACGAGCCACUGCAACAGUGCGGAAGUGAGAUUAACAAGGUCAAGGAGGCCCUGAACGAGAGGAGUGAAAAGAUCAACGAGAUAUCCCAGAAAACAGAACAAAUGAAGAUGGAAGCUGAAAACUUCGCUUCUGCCUCCCACCUGCUUCAUCAGAGGGUCAAGGAACAAAACAAGUGGUUUUAGACGGACAAUUCUUUGACAUUGACCGUUCAGCUCGCAUUUAUUUCGUGCCAUGAUUGGUGAGAAGUUUUUGUUCUUUCCAGCAACAU
Messenger RNA from Bolinopsis microptera, 3484 nucleotides. RefSeq names its product syntaxin-binding protein 5-like. Bases 60 to 3398 code for a protein of 1112 amino acids. Gene Ontology annotation, molecular function: GTPase activator activity; syntaxin binding; myosin II binding. Gene Ontology annotation, cellular component: plasma membrane; cytoplasm; SNARE complex. Gene Ontology annotation, biological process: regulation of exocytosis; regulation of protein secretion. The record is from RefSeq and is a predicted model, not a curated record. NCBI's taxonomy places the organism in Eukaryota, Metazoa, Ctenophora, Tentaculata, Lobata, Bolinopsidae. The transcript is spliced from 11 exons.